AUGGCCGAGAAUCUGAGUCCAGAGCAGAUGGAAGAGUAUAAGGCAGCCUUCACGCAGUUUGACACGGAUGGAGAUGGCAAAAUCAACCUCCAGGAGCUGGGCCAGGUGAUGAAGUCUCUGGGUAAAGAAGUUUCUGAGGAAGAAUUGAAAAUGAUCAUGAAAAUGGUGGACACCGACGGUGACGGUUCCAUCAGCUUCCAGGAGUUCCUGGCAGCGUUGUCCAAGGCGAGGAAGGGUUCCAGCAGCGAGGAAGAGAUGCAGGCGGCCUUCCGCGUUUUUGACGUGAAUGGUGACGGUCACAUCACCGUGGCUGAGCUCAAGCAGGCGAUGGGCAACCUGGGUGUGGAGCUUUCCGAUGAGGAGUUGGACCAGAUGAUCCGCGAGGCCGACACAGAUAAGGAUGGGCAGGUGAACUACCAGGAGUUUGCGCGCAUCCUCACUAGCAAGUGA
Elephantulus edwardii (Cape elephant shrew) is the source of this 450-nucleotide messenger RNA. RefSeq names its product calmodulin-like 5 (gene CALML5). NCBI's taxonomy places the organism in Eukaryota, Metazoa, Chordata, Mammalia, Macroscelidea, Macroscelididae. The transcript has a single exon. The record is from RefSeq and is a predicted model, not a curated record. Gene Ontology annotation, molecular function: enzyme regulator activity; calcium ion binding. The coding region runs from base 1 to 450 and encodes 149 amino acids.